AUGCUUCUCUGGUGGCCGAUGAAAGAUAGGAAAAUCCGACAAGGAGACAGUAUCACGGAUGUUGAAUCUCUUCCCAGUGAUUGGUCGUUUGGACAAAAUGAAGGAGACUAUAAUAUGAAGUUACCAAGAGCCUGGAUUGAAACAAUGAAAAGAUGUCCAGACGAACAGUUUGACUCCCGCUUACAGCAAUUGCAAAAGGAGGCCCUGGAAAAUUCUUUCGAGUCGGACUUUUCUCACCAUCACGAUCUACGACAAAAGGAGCCUUAUCUCCUGGGAGCAGGUAUGGCCACCAACGGUCAGUGGUCUGAAACGUUGUCCAUUAAGCAAUCAGCCGAGCAGGCGUCACAUGGACAACUCACGGGGAUAGUGGCGGCCGGAGAACGAACAGUGUCUGGAGGAAAACUGAUUGAGGGAGGAGGCAUGUGUAGGAUGGAGUCUUCGACAAAAGUAUUCGAGAGAACAUCAAACAUUGAUUGCUGUCUUGCUAGUGGCGGUGGAGGUAUCGGCAGCAGCGGAGGCAUCGGCAGCAGCGGAGGCAUCGGCAGCAGCGGAGGCAUCGGCGGAAGCAGCGGGGUCAGUGGAGGCAGCGGCUUUGUUAGCGGAAGUAGCGGUUUCGUUAGCGGAAGCAGCGGCUUUGUUAGUGGAGGCGGCGGUAUUGGUGGUGAUAAUUUGAUGGCCGUUCGCCGUGUUAAACUUGAAGACAUGGAAGGAGAGACGAACGAAAUCAAAAAGGAAAAUUUCCUCAAAAUCUACCACGCUUACCGCCAAUAUCUGCUCGUGCGCUACGCUCAAUCAAAAGCUUAA
Messenger RNA from Acanthosepion pharaonis, 804 nucleotides. Lineage: Eukaryota; Metazoa; Mollusca; Cephalopoda; Sepiida; Sepiidae. The record is from the annotation of a GenBank genome assembly.